CAGACUGGUGAAUGGUAAUAAUGACUGCUCUGGAAGAGUUGAGAUCCUGUAUAAUGGCCAGUGGGGGACAGUGUGUGAUGAUGACUGGGACAUGAAUGAUGCUGCUGUGGUGUGCAGACAGCUGGGAUGUGGAAGUGCUGUUAGUGCACAUGGCAGUGCUCAUUUUGACCAGGGUAGUGGUCAGAUCUGGUUGGAUGAUGUGGGAUGUUCAGGAAGUGAAUCAUCGCUCACAAAGUGUUUACAUCCUUCUUUUGGAACACAUAACUGUGAUCAUGGUGAAGAUGCAGGUGUCGUCUGCUUAGUACCAGACAUGAGGUUGGUCGGUGGGUCUGAUUCAUGCUGUGGGAGAGUGGAGAUCCGUUAUAAUGACACAUGGGGAACCGUGUGUGAUGAUCACUGGGACAUGAAUGAUGCUGCUGUGGUGUGCAGACAGUUACAGUGUGGAUCAGCCAUCAGUGCUCCUCCUAGCGCUGCCUUUGGUCAAGGCAGUGGAUCGAUCUGGCUGGAUGACGUUGAAUGUUCAGGAAGUGAAGGAAACCUCACACAAUGUCCACACAGAGGACUAAGAAAUCAUUCCUGUAAUCAUAAUAAAGAUGCUGGUGUUGUUUGCUCAGGUGAGCUGCGGAUGCCGACUCUUUCCCUGACCUCCACACAUGCAGCUGUUUCUCCUGGAGAAAGUAUCCAGUUCAGUUGCACAACACCUAAACCAAGAUGCAAGGCUAAAGCUGAAUUCCAGCUCUUCAGAAACGGACCAUCUGACCAUGUAUCCUCCCAGACACAUGAAUCUAGUGUGACUUUCAACCUUGUUAAUGUAGACGUCUCACAUCAGGGCAGCUACAGCUGUCGUUACUCCUACCAAAACAACAUCAAAUCAUCUUUGAGCAACACUGUUAUCAUCACUGUGGUGAUCUUGCAGCAGCCCAGUAUUUCCCUCAGUGAUCCUGAUGGAUGGUUUCAUGUGGGGCCUCAGGGGCCAGUGAUCACCAGGGGUCACAAUUUCACUAUCAUCUGUAACACUGACUCUCAGUUUCCUGGAGGAUCUUUUCACCUGUUCAGAGGAUCAAGCAUCACCAGGACUGAGUCAGCUGUCAGUCACUCUGCCUCCUUCUUAUUUCCUAAGGCAGAUUUUUCACUGGAGGGAAACUACAGUUGUGUUUAUGAAGUCAAUGUCUCCUCACGCUCCUUCCAUUCAUCUGCCUCUGAACUGCUGCUCAUCACUAUCACAGGUAAUGAUGUAUAA
Messenger RNA from Carassius auratus (goldfish), 1240 nucleotides. Its product is annotated as deleted in malignant brain tumors 1 protein-like. The coding region runs from base 92 to 1240 and encodes 382 amino acids. Lineage: Eukaryota; Metazoa; Chordata; Actinopteri; Cypriniformes; Cyprinidae. Gene Ontology annotation, cellular component: membrane. The record is from RefSeq and is a predicted model, not a curated record. The transcript is spliced from 4 exons.